This is a messenger RNA of Alnus glutinosa, 879 nucleotides long. RefSeq names its product probable transmembrane ascorbate ferrireductase 3. The record is from RefSeq and is a predicted model, not a curated record. The transcript is spliced from 4 exons. Gene Ontology annotation, molecular function: oxidoreductase activity. Lineage: Eukaryota; Viridiplantae; Streptophyta; Magnoliopsida; Fagales; Betulaceae. The coding region runs from base 167 to 823 and encodes 218 amino acids.
CAACAAGCAAUCCCGAGAAGAAUGUAUUUACUCUUUAAGCUUUAGAGAAGAGAUUUCUAUAAGAACUCACCGAACACAACACUUUUCAGAACCAGAGGCAAUCAAAUUUAAGCCCAUCAGAUUUUUAUUUUUUAUUUUAUCUUCAUCUGCAGCUUCAUAACCCGUUAUGGACAUCGACAGGCGCAUGCUCCCGUACAGGGGUAUAACUCCAGUGGCAUACCUGGCUGGCCUCGUGGCCUUAAUUCUCAUGCUUGUCUGGUUGUUGCAUUAUCGAGAGGGCCUAGAAUAUGAUUCCGACAAUCCAUAUCGAGUUUUCAACGUUCACCCGUUUCUUAUGUUGUUUGGUCUCGUUUAUAUUGCUGGCCAUGCGAUAAUGGCAUACAAGAUGGUACCAGGGAGUCAUAAUGUUCAGAAGUUUGUUCACAUGUUACAAAACCUGGUUGCUAUAUGUCUGGGAAUUAUUGGGAUAUGCGCUGUUUUCAAGUUCCAUGAUAUGCUAAAGAUCGAAGAUAUGUAUAGCUUGCAUUCAUGGAUUGGGAUAUCCACCAUAUGCUUGUUUUGCUUUCAGUGGGUGUUUGGUUUCGUGACAUUCAUGUUUCCACGAGCUUCAACACACACAAGGGUUAGAGCUCGCCCGUGGCAUGCAGCUUUGGGCAGGGCACUCCUGUACAUGGCAAUUUGCGCUGCUCUGACUGGGUUGAUGGAGAAAGCUACCUUGCUGAAGCAAAAUAAUCAAGCUAGUCAACGUGAGCUGCAUUUGGUCAACUUUACCGGACUGUCAAUCCUACUCUUUGGCAUCUUUGUUGAUCUUUCUGUUGCUUAAGCUGGACGCUUCCCGUGUUAAAUAUUAGUGAUUUCUAUAUUUUUCCUUUGUCACAA